CUGUCGAUAGCUGUGCUCUUUGAAACUAUCGAAAAUUCACUGGUAAGGGGCGCAUGGGAAAAUAUAAAUUUUCGCCGGCAACCAACCACACGUGUAGUUAAGACAAGUUAAUUUCCCAAGAGCUCCAGUUUGCAUUUAAAAAACAGAAAUGGCCGCUGCUAUUAAGAAGAUCAUACCCAUGCUGGACCGCAUUCUAAUCCAACGGGCCGAGGCUCUGACCAAAACGAAAGGCGGCAUUGUAUUGCCCGAGAAGGCGGUGGGCAAAGUUCUCGAAGGCACUGUUGUCGCUGUUGGCCCUGGUGCGCGCAAUGCUUCCACUGGCAGUCACAUUCCUAUUGGCGUGAAAGAGGGAGACCGUGUCCUGUUGCCCGAAUUCGGAGGCACCAAGGUUAACCUGGAGGGCGAUGUGAAAGAACUCUUUCUGUUCCGUGAAUCUGACAUCCUGGCCAAACUGGAAUAGACACCUCUCGGCGCACCAGUCUCAAAAUUCUAUGAAUUCUAUGUUUUAUUAGUAUGUAACACCACCAACCACAAUAAACGCUGAUGCAAUAUUUUUGUUUGCAUUUGGCCUUGACCGCUAUCCAAUAAAAGUCGAGUUACUCCUUA
Drosophila subobscura is the source of this 606-nucleotide messenger RNA. RefSeq names its product 10 kDa heat shock protein, mitochondrial. Gene Ontology annotation, cellular component: mitochondrial matrix. The coding region runs from base 149 to 460 and encodes 103 amino acids. NCBI's taxonomy places the organism in Eukaryota, Metazoa, Arthropoda, Insecta, Diptera, Drosophilidae. The transcript has 3 exons. Gene Ontology annotation, molecular function: metal ion binding; protein-folding chaperone binding; protein folding chaperone. The record is from RefSeq and is a predicted model, not a curated record.